AUCUUUGCGAUGGACGCCACAACAAGGAGGCUAAAAAGACACCACAUUCGGUUCUGGAGCGACGGGUUGCCGACCCCUGCCCUAGAGAGAGAGUCUGUCAGAGUGAGAGCAGCCAGGUUGUCAAUAAGCCUUGGUGGAGUGCAUGGUGCUGAUCAUUUAGAAUCCUUAAACAUCAUCUUAAGAAGAACAUGUUCAACAAAGCUCUGCCCUUCUUCCACCUCCUGAUAAUAGUUACCGUGGAAGCUGGUCAAGGUGGAGUAUUCUUCUGGAGAGAGACGUUCACAAUGACAUGUCCAGAAGAGGGGGUCUGGUUCAAGAAAGAAAAUGAAGUGGACAAGACCACAAACAAGUCUCAUACUGUUCAUUAUCAGGGAAAGUCUAAAGACCUUUAUCAUUGUCAAUACGGAAAGAAAGACUCUAUCAAAAAGUAUUAUUUCUAUGUUGAAGGAAAGGUCUGUUCAGAUUGUUAUGAGUUGGAUGCUAGCAUGAUGGGGUUGGUCAUUGCCGCAGAUGUGAGCGUGACAGCAAUGCUGAUGAUCCUCAUCUACAAGUGCGCCAAAAAGAAAAAUGAAGCAGCUACAAAAGCACUCGGCGGCCCAACGCCACCCACACCUGAUUAUGAGGCCCUGAACAUACACUCACGCUCCCAGGAUGCAUACUCUUUUCUCAACAAUAGCAAAUCUCGAUGAGGAGCCUUUUUGUUUUUUUGCACCAGUGAAGACAAACAAGAACCGAGGCUUGGAUGCGCUUCGGUUUUGCUGGUUUCCUGGUAUUCCGGCAGCAACGCAAUACAGUGAAAGUGUACAUUUACUCAACCAUGCAUCACAAAGAGCUAGCAUUGAAUUUUAUACAGGUAACAGGAACUGUCAUUUUGCAUCCACUAUGGUCAUUAAUGGAGAGACUUAAUGGACUUAAAUGGAGAGACACAAGAAUGUAAUACUUACCUGAAAUGCAAGUGUAAAAAGAAGCUAACCCGACAUAUUGUGUUUGAAUGAAUGUGUUUCAACUUCCUCUUAUUUUGU
Messenger RNA from Doryrhamphus excisus (bluestripe pipefish), 1022 nucleotides. Its product is annotated as T-cell surface glycoprotein CD3 epsilon chain-like. Gene Ontology annotation, molecular function: transmembrane signaling receptor activity. NCBI's taxonomy places the organism in Eukaryota, Metazoa, Chordata, Actinopteri, Syngnathiformes, Syngnathidae. Gene Ontology annotation, biological process: positive thymic T cell selection; cell surface receptor signaling pathway. Gene Ontology annotation, cellular component: alpha-beta T cell receptor complex; external side of plasma membrane. The record is from RefSeq and is a predicted model, not a curated record.